UCAAUACGACGUGUUCUUGAGUUUCUGUGGCGGCGACACGCGCCAAACUUUCACUAGCAAUCUUUACCACGUAAUGAAAGGUGCUGGAAUCCGCGUUUUCCUUGACAGUGAAGAGCUCAGAUAUGGUAAAAGCAUCAAGGAAGUUUUGAAGGCAGUUGAUGAGUCUCAAAUCUACGUACCCAUCUUCUCUAAGAAAUUCGCCUCCCGUUCAUGGUGUCUCCGCGAGUUAGCCCGCAUGGUAGAAUGUCAUUCAGAAUCAAAAGGGAAAAGAGAGAUAAUCCCUAUUUUCUGUGACGUGAAGACUCAAGAUGUGAAGCUCAAUACCGAUCUGUACGAGAAGGACAUACUCGAGCACAGCAAAGACUUCGAGGCCAGAGAACUGGAUCGGUGGAGAAGUGCCCUUAAAAAGGUUGGAGGCAUAAUUGGACCGAAACUUGAAGGAAAAGGCGAAGGAAAAGAAAUUGAAUCGAUUGUUAAAGAGGUUUUGUGUAUGCUUGGGAAACAUGUGGAUGUUCCUGGAGAGUUGGUUGAAGAUUAUCGUCAGAUAAAAGCCAUUAUAGAAAAAUUGGAUCUUAAUUACGGUGGUGUACGUUUCCUUGGGAUACAUGGAUUAGGUGGUAUCGGUAAAACAACGCUUGCAAAGGUCGUGUUCAAGAAGUUAGUUUCUCACUUUGACCGCGUUAGUUUCCUCAACGACAUUCGAGAAUCAUCGCAACAUGGUCUUGAUGGUCUUGUAGCCUUGCAGAAAAAGUUAUUAACAAGUGUUGGUAGUUCUUCGUUGGCUGACCACAUUCAGGACACUGGAGGUGGGAUGUACUGGAUAAAGGCAUUUUGCCAAAAUAAAAGAGUCCUUAUUGUUCUCGACGAUUUGGACAAGAAAGAGCAACUUGAAAAGCUAGCUGGAAAAUCUGAUUGGUUUGGUUCUGGUAGCAGGAUCAUUAUUACCACUCGGGAUGAAGGUAUCCUAAUGACUCAAGUGGAAUCAUCUAGUGAAGAUGGCCAAAAUCAACCCGAAGGAAUUUUGCGUUAUCCAGUUUGUGAAAUGGAAUUUGAUCAUGCACUUCAGUUGUUUUAUAAUCAUGCUCUUAGAAGUAACUCUCCCACAAAAGAUUACGAUGCUCUUUCAAAGGAUAUUAUUCGUAAAGUGGCUAUGCUUCCUUUGGCUAUCGAAGUGAUAGGUUCUUAUCUUUAUGGGUUGGGCUUUGCCCUGGAGCCACAUGAUGAUAAAAUAAAGCUAUUGGAUGAGACAUUGCGGAAGUUAGAUGAAGGCCCUUUUGAGGGUGUCCGGAAGGUAUUAAUGAUCAGUUAUAAAGGAUUGGAAGCCAAGCAAAGAGAAGUAUUUCUGGAUAUUGCUUGCUUUUUCACCAAUGAGGACCAAACAUAUCCCCUUAUCAUGUGGUACGACUGUAAAUACUAUCCUGAUAGUGCAGUUCGUGUCCUCCGCCUACGGUCCUUGAUUAAAAUUAGAGAAAAUAAGCUUUGGAUGCAUGACCAAGUUCUAGAUCUGGGAAGGUACAUCGUCCUUGAAGAAUAUCCUUGCAAAGAAAAUCGUUUCAAAUUUAGUAGGGUGUGGACUCAUGAGGAUGCUGAAGAACUUUUGCAGAGAAAAGAGAGAAAUGAACAUGUACAAGCACUAAGCCUGACUUCCGGCGGGAGCAGCCACAACUUUGCAGCUGAAGAAUUAGUUGCUUUACCGAAACUAAGGUUCCUUCAAGCGAAAGGCUUGGAUAUUUCCGGUGACUUCGAGAAUCUUCUGUCGAUGCUGAGAUGGCUUUCUUGGCAGACAUGUCGAACAACUUUCCAGGCAAAAAACUUUCAUUUUAGUAGAUUGAUUGUGCUCAACCUUUCGGAUAGCAAUAUUGAAGAUGGCUGGGCUGGGUGGAGCCAAAUGAAGAUGGAUAAAUUGAAAGUUCUAGAUUUGACAGGUUGCAUGCGCUUAACAAGGACACCUGACCUCUCGAACUUCACGUCUUUGGAGACGUUGAUUCUAGCUUGGUGUGUCAACUUAACCACAAUUGACCGCUCCAUUGGUAAGCUAAAACUCCUAGAAACUUUCAAUAUCAACCGAUGCAGGGCUCUUCAUGGGUUGCCUCUGGAAUUCGGCUCUUUACAAUCUUUGACGGAGAUUAUCAUGCCCCAAAAUUAUCAACCCUUCACACUUCCGGAGACAUUUGGCAAUUUGCAUUCUUUGUCGAGUUUAAUAUUGGACGAGCACCCUGGAAUCCGCCAACUUCCAGACUAUUGGAAAGUUGGUGAAAGUCCAACGUUUAUCUUUAUGCGAGUGUGUGGGCAUAAAGAAGCUUCCAAGCUCUAUUGGAGAAAUGGAAAUGUUGGCUGAGUUGGAUUUAUCGAAGUCAGGAAUAGAUAAACUGCCUGAGUCCAUUGGAUCUCUAAAGAAACUGAAAGUGAUCAGGGUAAGUUAUACAAGGAUAACAGAGUUUCCUCAUACUAUCGGAGACAUGGAAAUGCUUGAAGAAUUACAUGCCAAGAAGUGUUGGAAACUGACAGAUGUAAAUCUAGAGAAAAUUGAGAAGCUAUCCAAUUUGAGGAUAUUGGACAUAUCAUUUACUGGUGUAUCUAAAUUUCCCAUGGUGCUAGGUUGUCUCUCUCGUCUCGAAACACUUGAAAUGAGUUCAAGUGACCGACAAGAAGUACCAGAUCUUCCCUCAAGUUUGACACACCUUCACAUGCAAGCACCUCACUUCCCAUCAAUGUCCAAGCUCUCAACCCUCGUCAAUUUAGAUUAUUUGGAAUUAUCUAUAGUAACUGGUUCAAUGGAGGAGCCUAACAUAGCUUGGACGAACGAUUCCCCAGAAGAGCAACCGAUCCAUUCGCUUCCAUCGAGUUUGUCAACCAUGACAUGUAGGGGCAUCAAUCUACUACCAGCUUUUUCCAACUUAGAAAAACUGUUGGAACUGCCUAUAAUUGAAUAUCCAAUGCCAUGCUUCUCCAUCUCUCAGGACCUGACACAUUUGAAAACAUUGAAACUAAGAAAAUGUCAAGCGCUGGAGGAAAUACGUGGUCUGCCACUCUUGAAGAAUCUGCGGUGCUUGGAUCUGAAUCGGUUGGAAAGUCUGGUUGAGAUUAAUGGUUUGUUGGAACUGAAAUCGUUGGAGCACUUCCGUGUUGCCCAUUGUCAUAAGGUA
This is a messenger RNA of Rhodamnia argentea, 3146 nucleotides long. Its product is annotated as disease resistance protein L6-like. Gene Ontology annotation, biological process: signal transduction; defense response. The transcript has 4 exons. The record is from RefSeq and is a predicted model, not a curated record. Lineage: Eukaryota; Viridiplantae; Streptophyta; Magnoliopsida; Myrtales; Myrtaceae. Gene Ontology annotation, molecular function: ADP binding. Bases 74 to 2338 code for a protein of 754 amino acids.